Messenger RNA from Mercenaria mercenaria, 1994 nucleotides. RefSeq names its product E3 ubiquitin-protein ligase Midline-1-like. The transcript has a single exon. Gene Ontology annotation, molecular function: zinc ion binding; ubiquitin-protein transferase activity. Gene Ontology annotation, biological process: positive regulation of DNA-templated transcription. Lineage: Eukaryota; Metazoa; Mollusca; Bivalvia; Venerida; Veneridae. The record is from RefSeq and is a predicted model, not a curated record. The coding region runs from base 120 to 1769 and encodes 549 amino acids. Gene Ontology annotation, cellular component: chromatin; nucleoplasm.
CGAAAACGAAAGUAGUUGAGUUGGUUCAAAGUUUACAUUUAUGUAGAAAACUACCUGUCUGCAUGACUCUCAUGUUACGUUUAUUAAAAUAACGCUUUACAACGGAAAAAGUUGAAGUUAUGGCAUGCGCAAAAGGGAUGGGCAGCCAAAGUGGCAAAGAAAAAAUCGAAGAAUACUUGAAAUGUUCGAUAUGUUUUGAGGUGUUUAGUUCACCAAGAUCUCUUUCCUGCCUCCACACUUUUUGUGAACAAUGUAUUUCUUCUCACAUAACAAAAUGUAUGGAAAACAGUUCAUUCAAAGAUGGUAUUGAAUGUCCAAUAUGUCGCCAAACUACACGGAUUCCUGAACAAGGAAAAUCGCCAGAAGAAUUCAGUAAAUCGCUGCCACUGAAUUACACAAUCUUGCCAUUACUUGAAUCUUUAACUUUAGAUGACAGUACCAAUGAUCCAGUGUGUAUGUCUUGUAGAGACAAUUGUACAACUUGUUUUGCUAUAUGUGAGAAUUGUUCAGGAGUUGUCUGUCCUGUUUGUGAUGAAAUGCAUAAAAAGCUGUUGAUAUUUAAAAACCAUAAGAUUGUAAGAAUAGGUGGCCCCCACAUCACCAUAUGUGUAAAGCAUCAAAAUAAAGGGCUUGAUUAUUAUUGCCAAGAUCAUGAAGAAAUUCUGUGUAGCACAUGUGCUGUGGUUGAUCGUAGAUCCUGUUCCAAAAUUCAUGAGUUAAAGGACAUUGCUACGUGUGACAGAUUACAAGAUAAGUGCAUGUCUAUAAAAAAGGAUCUUCGAUUGCUCCAGUCAACUGUUUCAGAAAAGAUUCAUCAAAUCCUGUCCUCUCAUGACACUGUGAAAAUUUCUUGUGCUGAAACUGAUACACAAGAAGAAAAAAUAGAGAAAUCAUUUGCAGAGUACAAAAAGAAGAAAGAAUCAUAUCUUGAAAAAUGUGAAGAGAAGGCAAAAGAAUGCUUGUUAGCUUGUCAGAACUGUCUGGAAAAGAUAAAUGCAGUAACACAACUGUUUGAAAUGUCUGAAAAGAGUCCACAAACCACAGAUCGUUUCUUGAUAUUGAAGGACUUUGCAGCUAAUGUCCAGGUAUUGAAAAAUGAGACAAAUCAUCUUGAAGGCAUUCCCACAGAAUUUAACUUGGACUGUCCAGUAACAUUUAAGAAAUCAAUAGCAGGAAAUGUAGUUUCAGAAGAUAAAGAAGACAAAUGUACUCAGACAGAUGAUGAUUUUGAACCACCAACCGCAAGGUCCAUUGCUUCUCCACUGGCAGAACUUAAUGAAGCUCCUAUUGAUAUCAAUGUACAGUUGAAAAAUGAAAAAAUGAUUUUUGGCUGCGAGGGGCAAAAGGCAGUAUGGUAUAUCUGCCUUGUAUCUGUAAGACAUGGCCAUUAUGUUGCUUUUGACAAUCAAAAUAAUGAAUGCUGCUUAAUGAAUGAAAAUUGUUCGGUUCUGUAUAAGCUUCCCAUUUUAGAUUUGGUUCCAAAAAGGAUUUGUGCAAAGGAUCAAAACAGUGUUAUAGUUCUUGCAAUAGACUUCCGUGUUUGCUUUGUAGGAAUAGAUUAUGUUAAUAAAACACUUGCAGUGCAGAGAUCAACAGUGAUGCAUUUCUGUGGAGAUAUUUAUGAUAACUCUGAUUGCCUGAACAUUGAUAUGCUUAAUGUCUCUGACAUUGUUAUUUGUGCAAACACAGAUAUAAUCAUAUUUGAUGAAUCACAAAAUCAAAAAUCACAUUUGAUACUACAGAUAUUGAUGUUAGAAAAGAAAAAAUGAAAUCAUUGAAGGUAAAUCAGAAAUUAAAAAUGAUUUAUAUAUCUGAUUUCCAGUCAAACACUGUGUUAUUUUAUUCCUAUGGCAUGGAACAGUUCAUUACAUUAAAGAAAGUAAAGGCACCAGUAGGGAUUGACUUUGACAGUAAAAACAAUGUUUAUGUUUGUAGCCAAGCUGAAGACUGUGUUGUAGUUUUCUCACCAAAAGGGAAGUUUAUUAAAAAAAUCC